Molecule: messenger RNA, 2736 nt
Organism: Ostreobium quekettii
Lineage: Eukaryota; Viridiplantae; Chlorophyta; Ulvophyceae; Bryopsidales; Ostreobiaceae
Source: the annotation of a GenBank genome assembly
AUGGCGCGCAGGAAGGCCAAAGGAAAGCAUCGCCUGGACAAAUUCUACCACUUGGCCAAGGAGCAAGGGUAUCGCUCUCGAGCCGCCUUCAAGCUGAUCCAACUCAACAGGAAGUACCAGUUCCUGUCGAACUGCAGAGCCGUGCUCGACCUGUGUGCCGCGCCAGGUGGCUGGCUUCAAGUGGUGUCGAAACAGCUCCCUGUGAGCAGCCUGGUGUUGGGUGUGGAUCUUGCACCCAUUCGGCCGAUAAGGGGUGUGAAGACGUUCGUUGGUGACAUCACAACUGAAAAAUGUCGGCACACAAUCAAGAAAGAAGCAGCUGGUGGCCGUUUCGACGUUGUGCUGCACGAUGGUUCUCCCAAUGUUGGUGGUGCUUGGACUAGUGAAGCCCUGUCACAGGCUGUGCUUGUGCUGGAGUCCUUGAAGCUGGCAACAGAGUUUCUGGCACCCAAGGGGUGGUUUGUAACCAAGGUUUUCCGCUCCAAUGACUACAACCCCCUGCUGUACGCAUGCCGCCAGCUUUUCCAGAAGGUGGAGGCCACCAAGCCAACAGCCUCAAGGCACUCCUCGGCAGAGAUUUUUGUGGUGUGCCAGGGAUACAAGGCACCGGGAAAGAUUGACCCCAGGCUAUUAGACCCAAAGCACCUGUUCCAGGAUUUCACUGAAGUGCCAAAGGUUGGGGCCUCUGGAAACUUGUUCCAGCUGACCCAGCAAACACGACACCGUGGGGGCUACGAAGAUGGCGUCUCAACGACCUUCAAGCGUGUGUCAGUGCUUGCAUUCAUCCACUCCCAGGCACCCAUCGAGCUGCUUGGCCAGUGUACACAGUUUGCGCUUGAAGGCCAGGGUGCGGAUGUGGGGUUCGUGCCAAGAGGAGAUGGAGACCUGGAGAGCAUGCUUGAUGUUGUUCGGAUGCACCCGAAAACGACGCAGGAGAUUCGCAGCCUGUGUGCCGACCUGAAGGUCCUUGGUCGAAAGGACUUCAAGGCGCUGCUUAAAUGGCAAAUGGACAUGAAGAAAGCCCUUGCCAUUGGCAAAGAUAAAGAAGAGGCGCCAGCCAAGGGCAAGCCAGAGGAAAGGGAGGAAGAGGAUCCCGAAAACCAGCUGCUGAUGGAGAUGGCCAAGAUUAAGGAACGCAUGGAGGCAAGGACGAAAAAAGAGAAAAAGCGACUAAGAAAAGAUAAGAAGGCAUCCAAAAUCAAGAUGGCAAAGAUGGCCGAAGCAGCAGAGGGGGCUGUCGAACUGCCGGAGGAGGGGGAUCUGUUCACAUUGGACGUGUUGAAGAGCCGCAAGCAUAUUGAUCUGGUGAAUGACGCAGCACCGCUGUCCACCAAGGACCUGGACAUGCUUGACGAAAGCAGUGACGAGGGCCAAGCAGAGAGCGAGGGAGAUGAAGAUGGGUAUGACUCUGAGGAGGACAGGCUGCGGUAUGAGACGUUGAUGGAGGAGUACUUGGACGGCUCGUACAAGCGAUUCAUGGACCGGCGGGGAAUCAAAGACACAGCGAAGCGGCCAUCAAAGCGUCGCCGCCUCGGUGCCGAUGGGGAACUUGUAAAUGACUCUAGUGGCAGCAGCCAGGAUGAGGUCAGAUAUGAGAGGCUGCUGCAGAGCGCACCUGAGCCUGCCAGUGAGCCGCCAAUCGAUGGAGGCGGCUUGGUGGUGGCCACACUCGAUGGUGUGCAGGCCGGGAGGCCCAAGUCAGCGAGGGCUGUCUCAGCUCAAUGGUUCAGCCAGGAACUGUUCCAGAAUGAAGAUCUUAUGGAUGAUGACGAGGAGGCUGACGACGAGGGCGCAGAAGAUGGGGAGAAAGAGGAGGAAGGGGAGGAAGAGGAUGGGGAUGUGGAGGAGUACCAAGCAGCAGGAAGACGUAUGGGCACAGUUUUGGAGCAGUUGGGCAAUGAGGUCCCCAGAGUUGAUGCCGUGGGCGGCGUGGCUACUGUCCCCUCAGGGGAAGAGGAGCUUGUGGAGGAUGGUGAAGGGGAAGCAACGGAUCAGGAAUCAGACAAUGACAGCGACUAUGGGGAUCCUGCUCGCAGAGCGGCGGCUGGCAAGAGGCCUGACGAAACAGAUGGGUUCGAGGUCGUCCAUGAACCAGAUUCUCAGUCUUCUGGCAGUGAUAUCGAUGAUGAGUUCCGUGCCUUGGAUGAAGAGGGCAAGGCUGAGGUGCUUGCCAUGGCGAAAAAGUUCCUGAAGAGGAGCGACAAAGAGAGAAUAAUAGAGGCGGCCUACAAUCGCUACAAUUUCCAUGAUACUGACCUCCCCAAGUGGUUUGUUGAUGAUGAAAAGAGGAACAUGAGGCCCGUUCGCCACGUUUCCCGGCAAGAGAUCGAGGAGCAGAAGGAAAUCGUGCGCGCCCUUGACGCCCGCCCAAUCAAGAGGGUGGCGGAGGCCAAGGCAAGGAAGAGAAAGCGCCUGGUCAACCGGCUCAACGCCGCCCGCAAGAAGGCCGAGGCGGUGAUGGGCCAGGAGGACAUCUCCGCGGGCUCCAGGAUGAGGCAGGUCCAGAAACUGCUGGCCAAGGCUCGAGCCUCGGAGUACAGCAAGAAGAAGAAGAAGAAACCGGGGAGGAGCGACCGGCACAAGCAGCAGGGGAAGCGCCUGGACUACCGGAUGAAGGCAGACAAGCGCCAGAGGGGCGCCGGUCGAAACGGGAAGAACACGAAGAAGAUAAUGCUCAAGAGGGCGUCGGACGCAGCGCUGAGGAAACAAAGGGGGAAGGGAAAGAGAAAGCGAUAG